AUGAAGACUGCGCGUAAACCCUCGGGCAACAUAAUGAGGAAAUAUUAUCAGCUGAUUCUUGUUGUUGUGUGUUUUGUAAGUGUAGUAACUCUCCUUAUAUAUCGCCACGAAUACUACCGGCUUCGGUAUGUUCUAGAAGUACUCAACUUUUUUGGUAAGCCUGGCUUGUCCGAGAUCGAGUUUUGCGGACCCGGUUUUAAUGCGACCAUGCUGUCUGAAAUACUUCGCAACUCAUCAAUGGAAGUGCGCGAAACUCCGCCUUUAUUUCAAGAAAUCGAUGAAAACUUUUAUUCAUAUUCAUCUUUCCUACGAUCUUAUAACAAAUACGACAAUUUGUCGCCGACAAACGCUCAUGUUAUAGACACGAUCGUCAUAGGCAAGGCCGAUGUAACUCCAAAAUACCGAUGUAAUAUUUGGUUUGAAAAUAGUUCCAAGCCUAAAGCCGGAAGAUUCAACUACAAAAUAGUGUCCGAUGUUAUUAAUAAUUAUCGUUUAUACAUAUUUGAAUGUUCUCUAACCCAAAAUUUCGGAAAACCAAAAGGAAUAAGUUUCUAUUUAAAUGACUAUAAUACUAAUCCAAUGCACGCACCGAUCAGCAAAGUGAUUCAAGUAAAUACGAAGAGAAAACCUCGAGUGAGAAGCAACAUAAGAUUUGUCAAUAAUAUUGAACCAGCAAUAUGUGUCAUACCAAACAGAACACCUAUUGUAUCACGGGACGCCUUUAUUGAAUUCUUGGUAUUUCAUCACUUAAUCGGAGUUGAUUACUUCACAAUAUAUGACAGUAUGAUAUCAGAGGAUGUGAUAAGAAGAUUGAACUUGUUCCCCUCAGAUAUCACUCAGUGGCAAAUACAAUUCUACCCUCUAAACUACCCAUUUUUAUUUUCAAAGUCUUACGAUAUUGUCAGAAAUGCCAUUGAACUUGAUUGCUUGUUCCGACAUUUUAGAUAUGAUAAAGAGGAAUCUAACAAAGUAAGUCAUGUUGCGGUGCUUUCUUGGGAUGAAUUUUUAGUGCCAAGGGUCCAUAAUAAUUUCAAGGAUGUUUUAGAUGAUUUUGAUCCAAUACGAUCACUUAGAACAUAUGUAGUUGAACCAUUAAUGUUUUGCUUGAAUCAACCAGAUGACAUUGAUGCUGAAAUAGGCUAUCCAGAUAUAACAAAGAAAACUCACUACUACACUAUACCUCAGGACACUACACCCGUAAAAAUAAGGAAUUUUGACACUAUGACUUCAUUUGAUGAUCUCUUUAAUCUGACUUCUAAUAUCAAGAAUAUUCCAUUAGACUUACUAGGAGCACAUAAGUAUAAUGUAUGUAGAGAUAGAAAGAAAUUCCACCCAGAAGGUUACAAUGAAACGGAAAUGCAAGUAUUUCCACACAAGUUUGAAGGUGCAAUGCUUAAAUUUGGUCAGAAUUUAGUGAGUAAUAAAAUAUACAGGUUGUACAGAUCUGGCCAAAUUUGGGAGAAGUCAUACAAUGACAAUGUUAGAGAUAUGUUAUAAAUUAAUUAUACUUAUUAUAAUUAUAUUUAUUGAUUAAUUGUUCAUAUCAAAUUAACUAUAUAAAUAUGGGCACAUUAUACUGCCAGGAUUUACAAUUUAGGUGUAAUAAGUUGACAUUUUGUGAUAAUGAUUUUUUCGUGUUGUAAUAGCAACAAGAUAAAUAUAUAAAAAGGAAACUGCAAUUGAAUUUAGCCAAUGUCCUGCAUAUGAAAUGGACCUUAGUAUACGUAGUAGGAUUGACAAUGAAGUAACAGGAUAGAUAAACAAUUAUUAUUAAGUAAAUUAUGCAUUUGUCAGAUAAUAAUUUGUUAUGAUAAUGUUUUUCAUAGGGACCGAUGGUUAGUAAAUGAAUGAGAAUGUGUGCCUUUUUAUAAUGAGGGUAGUUACAUAGUUCUAAUCCAUUCCUAAAUAAAUGUAAUAUAUACUAUGA
Molecule: messenger RNA, 1927 nt
Organism: Melitaea cinxia (Glanville fritillary)
Lineage: Eukaryota; Metazoa; Arthropoda; Insecta; Lepidoptera; Nymphalidae
Exons: 1
Coding region: 1-1497 (498 amino acids)
Source: RefSeq, a predicted model, not a curated record